Molecule: messenger RNA, 1434 nt
Organism: Lodderomyces theae
Lineage: Eukaryota; Fungi; Ascomycota; Pichiomycetes; Serinales; Debaryomycetaceae
Exons: 2
Coding region: 1-1434 (477 amino acids)
Source: RefSeq, a predicted model, not a curated record
AUGGUGAAUGCGAACAAUGUGCCGUCCAAUGAUACAACAGUUCUCAACAGUGAGAUUGGUUCUAUUUGUCAAUGGGUUCGGGCAAAGCCCAACAACGACGAUUCAUAUAUCAGGUUACCUGUGAAUAAAACUGUUGCAGACUACAGAAUUUCUGGCUUGAUUUUCAAGUACUACGAUAUCGCCAAUUUUGCAUCGAUUCCUACCGUUGAGAACUUCACUGAUUUGUACCCGCAAAAUAAAACAGAUUUAUAUACGGGGAUGUUGGGCAGUGAUGGCAAGUUCAACGUAAAUGCCUCUGAGGGCUAUACAGUGGAAAAUUUGCACUUUUGGAGUGGAGUCAUUGACAAAGAGAUUACGUUCCCAGUUUUGGACUCUGGAUUUUAUUGUGUUUACAUUGCACCAGAUGCAAACAAGGACACAGAUUUCAAACUACCAGUGCACUUUAGAAACUAUCAUGGUAACUUGGAUUACGCCACUUAUGUAUACUAUACAAUCGUGAAGUGGAUUUUUGCAAUAUUGGCUGUGACCGGUGCUGCGAUUUUCAAAUUUCAUAAAAGCCUGGACUCAAAAGGACCACAAAAGUUGAGUUCAGUGGAAGCGGUUAUCAACACCUAUGUCUUAUUGACUUUUAUUCCUUUUAUGUUGUGGGAGUUGUCUGAUUUUUGCACUUUGUACGCAAAAAACAACGUGUUUCUACCUUAUGAGAUAUCAUCUAACAAAUCAGUUUUCUUACUCGUCUGCUUUGUCUUUAUUACCUUAAAUGAAGCAUUCCAGUCGUACGCAACUUUAUUAUAUGCAAUGGGACUUGGUGUCAUUUAUUACUAUAGGGAAGUCGCCAGCUAUAAAAAGUUUCCACCGGAAAUGUUACGUUUAGCAACUGCACUUUUACUCGUCGAUGGAGCAAUCAGACUUUCAUUGCUUGGGGUCAAGGAUUGGCCAGGCUCUAUCUCGUUUAUGGGAGCUUCAAUUACAGUUCCCGCAAAGCUUGUUUAUUUAGGAUUGACAUGUGCAACUUUUUUGAUGAGCUGUGUUUGGUUUAUUUUAUCAUUCAAGUUCUAUUUCGACACCAAGAAGAAAUUAUCUUCCUCAAUUGCUCAAGAUGGAUCAAAAGUUAAGGUGGUUUCGGCAUUCAAAAAGACAUCAUUGGCAAUCUGGAUAGUACCCGUUGUGUGCACUCUCAUUAUGACGGUUAUUUCAAGUUUGGCAUUAUACUUCACUUUCAGGGGUGUGUCCCAUUCAAAUUUCAAGUUUACGCCUCGAGUCGAAAUACUCGACUCUUACAUGAACAUGGAAAUCGGGACACGUGUACAGUUAAUUGGGAUGUUAACAAGUGGGUUGGAACCAUGGGUAGCCACGCUUAUCUCAAUCGGCGCAGUGUAUUUAAUCUGGGCUAAAUUGAGCGACAGGUCUACAAUUGAAAGGAAAAUUGAAUAG